AUGACUGGAGCUGCUGUUUCCGUGUGUCUGCUCUUUCUCCUGUCCAUGUGUUCAGCCUGCUACAUCUCCAACUGCCCUAUUGGGGGGAAAAGAUCCAUCAUGGACGCCCCAUUGCGUAAGUGCAUGUCAUGUGGCCCCGGGGACAGGGGCCGCUGCUUUGGCUCUAGUAUCUGCUGUGGGGAGGGACUGGGCUGCUUACUGGGCUCUCCGGAGAGCUCCCACUGUGCAGAGGAGAACUACCUGCUCACCCCCUGCCAGGCAGGAGGGAGACCUUGUGGAUCUGAGGGAGGACGCUGUGCUGCCUCAGGGCUCUGCUGCAAUGCAGAGGGCUGCACCACAGACCAGUCCUGUGUGGCUGAGGAGGAAGGUGAUGAACAAACCAGUCAAUAUGAAAGCAACGACUCUGGCGACAUCAUCCUCAGACUCCUGCAUCUUGCGGGCCACACUUCUCCUCAUCGAAUUCACCAGUGA
Messenger RNA from Lampris incognitus (smalleye Pacific opah), 471 nucleotides. RefSeq names its product isotocin-neurophysin IT 1-like. The coding region runs from base 1 to 471 and encodes 156 amino acids. NCBI's taxonomy places the organism in Eukaryota, Metazoa, Chordata, Actinopteri, Lampriformes, Lampridae. Gene Ontology annotation, molecular function: neurohypophyseal hormone activity. The transcript is spliced from 3 exons. The record is from RefSeq and is a predicted model, not a curated record. Gene Ontology annotation, cellular component: secretory granule; extracellular region.